AUGCGAUGGCAGGGAAUCCCAGUUUCACUCUGGUGCAAUAAACCUGCAACACCACCUGCCACUACUCCACCUGCCGCUACUUCAGCUCAACCACAGGAUCCUGAACAUAUUCCUAAGUUUCCUGUCUACCCACCUUACUAUCAUUGGUAUCCUCCUGGGCCUCUGCCAACCCCUGCAGAGCCGACUACAACUCCUCCAAAAAUGACGACAAAGCCCACAACUAUACAAUCUCAGGUGCCGCAGGUGCCCCACUUUCCAAAGUUUCCACCAUAUGGGCCCCAGAUGCCGCAGUUUCCACCAUAUGGCCAUUAUCAGCAAUUUCCUCACUAUCAUUGGCCUCUGCCAACCCCUGCAGAGCCCAUUAUAACUACUCUAGAAAUGACGACUGAGCCCACAACUACACAAUCUCAGGUGACGCAGGUGCCCCACUUUCCACAGUUUCCAAAGUUUCCACCAUACGGGCACCAAAUGCCGUACCUUCCACCAUAUGGGCCGCAGUUUCCACCAUACGGACCUUUUCAGAUAUUUCCUCACCAUCAUAAGCCUCAGCCAACCCUUGCAGAGCCCACUAUGACUACUCCAGAAAUGACGACCGAGCCCACAACUACACAAUCUCAGGUGACUCAGGUUCCCCAAUUUCCACAGAUGCCAAAACUUCCACCAUAUGGGUCCCAGAUACCGCAGUUUCCACCAUAUGGCCAUUAUCCGCAAUUUCCUCACUAUCAUUGGCCUCUGCCAACCCCCGCAGAGCCCACUAUAACUACUCCACAAAUGACGACUAAGCACACAACUACACAAUCUGAGGUGCCCACCUUUCCACAGUUGCCAAAGUUUCCACAUUUUCCACCAUAUGGGCCCCAGAUGCCACAGUUUCCACCAUACUGGCCCGCAAUACCGCAGAUUCCCUAUGGACAUUUACUUCCCAAUCCUUUUCAUCAGUUUAUCCCACCAUCUGCCCCAAAAUAG
This is a messenger RNA of Pleuronectes platessa (European plaice), 966 nucleotides long. RefSeq names its product adhesive plaque matrix protein-like. The record is from RefSeq and is a predicted model, not a curated record. The transcript has a single exon. Bases 1 to 966 code for a protein of 321 amino acids. Lineage: Eukaryota; Metazoa; Chordata; Actinopteri; Pleuronectiformes; Pleuronectidae.